Molecule: messenger RNA, 510 nt
Organism: Fusarium venenatum
Lineage: Eukaryota; Fungi; Ascomycota; Sordariomycetes; Hypocreales; Nectriaceae
Product: pterin 4 alpha carbinolamine dehydratase-domain-containing protein
Biological process (GO): tetrahydrobiopterin biosynthetic process
Molecular function (GO): 4-alpha-hydroxytetrahydrobiopterin dehydratase activity
Source: RefSeq, a predicted model, not a curated record
AUGCGCCCUUUCCAAUCCUCAGCUCGUCUUCCAUCACUGUUCCGUUUUACGUCAUCAAUGGCCCAGCCACGAUUUUCUGCUGGUACUGAUACCGCGAGUGCAACACCGGCGCUGAAUGCACUACUCACCUCUGAGGGUGGGCGAUGGACAUUGGCCAAGGACGGUACUGCCUUAGAGAGGCAGUUCAAGUUCAAGACUUUUGCAAAAACAUGGGAUUUUAUGACAGGAGUUUCCCUUCAAUGUAAAAUCAAGAAUCACCAUCCUGAAUGGUCUAACGUGUACAACACCACUUUCAUCCGCUGGACAACGCAUAACCCAGCUGGUCUCUCAGACAAAGACAUUACAAUGGCUACGCAAUGCGACGCUCUUGCAGCACAAAUAGGCGAGCUACCUCCGGAGCCGAAAACUUUAUCCACGGCCGAGAUGGGGGACCAAAGCUGUGCGAUUCGUGGCUUAGCGGACCAGGCUGCUGGAGUAGCGGGAGACUGCUGUACGCCCAAGAGCAAAUGA